AUGUUAAUCGACAUUAUUAUUAUUGUUCUUAUUUCCAACAUCUUCUGUAACAUACAAUUGACUAAUCAAAUAUCAAUACAAAGUAUCAAUAAUGAUCAAUUAAAUAUAUCUAAUUUUAGUGUAGUCACUCGAUAUCGAAAAACUUCAGUUCAAACAAGAAUUACUGAUGAUCAUAUUCCGACGAUAUUGAAUAAACUUGAUUCAUCUGGAAUAGCUUUAACAACACAAUCAACAUCUCUAAUAGAAACCUCUACAUCUACUAAUCAAACAUCUUUUAUUCCUUCAUUUCAAACAAAACGUUUGCCUAUUAAUCCUGAUGCUGUUGCACCUGAUGGUUCAUUAGUUCGUACUUUAUUAACAACAAUUGGUGGUAGUAUGGCACAAUUUGAGCUUCCUCCUCGAAUGACAUCACAUGCUGUUGAACAUCGAACUGUUUAUGAAAUAUGGUAUUUUCUAUCUGGUCAAGGUGAAUUUUGGCGUAAGCAAAAUGAAAGAGAAGAAAUUGUAAUAGUAGACGCUGAUAUAUGUAUUACCAUACCAGUUGGUACACAAUUUCAAUUUCGUACUAUUGGACAAAAAUCUCUUGUCGCAGUGGCAAUUACCAUGCCACCAUGGCCAGGAGAUAGUGAAGUUAUACCUAGAGAAGGUAUUUGGAAUGCAAGUUUGAUUAAUAUUGGAAACUCAUCAAUGAAAUUACGUCAUUCGAUUUAUCUAUUUAUGAUUUUUGUCACCUUUCUCAUAGUUGAAAAAAAAGAAAUGGCUACACCUAAAUUAAAUAAGGAACUCUACGCCAAUAUAACUCGACUAAAACUAUUAAAUUCAACUAAUACAGAUCCUAAGUUUUUACUUGAUCAAUCACCAUUUAAUGAAGAUAGUGAUGAACAAGAUACAGGUGCUUCCGCAAACCCAAAAGAAAUCUUGAUUAUUGGACGAAUUUUCCCAGAUUCAGAAAUAUUUAAAGAAGGUGCAUUUCAAAUUGAAAUGAAAUUACCUCCUGAUUUUCCAUUUAAUCCACCAGAAGUACGUUUUCUUACUCCAAUUUAUCAUCCAAAUGUUGAUACAGAUGGGAAAUUUUGUCAUGAAUUAUUAAUAAAAGAAGCUAAACAUUCAAAUAAAGUAACUUUAAUUGAUGUUGUUAAAGCUGUUGUACAAUAUAUCGAUCAUCCUAAUCUAGAACAUCCAAUGCGCGCUAAUGUCGGUUGUGAAUAUGCGGAAAAGCGUCUUGACUUUAAUCGUAACGCAUUGGAAUAUGUUAAAAAGCAUGCUUUGCCACGUAGCUGA
Rotaria sp. Silwood1 is the source of this 1281-nucleotide messenger RNA. The record is from the annotation of a GenBank genome assembly. Lineage: Eukaryota; Metazoa; Rotifera; Eurotatoria; Philodinida; Philodinidae.